This is a messenger RNA of Aethalodelphis obliquidens (Pacific white-sided dolphin), 4312 nucleotides long. It is a transcript of the gene UNC45B, whose product is annotated as unc-45 myosin chaperone B. Bases 110 to 2905 code for a protein of 931 amino acids. Gene Ontology annotation, cellular component: cytoplasm. Lineage: Eukaryota; Metazoa; Chordata; Mammalia; Artiodactyla; Delphinidae. The transcript is spliced from 19 exons. The record is from RefSeq and is a predicted model, not a curated record. Gene Ontology annotation, molecular function: Hsp90 protein binding.
CUCCCAUCCUGGUCGAUGGGGCACCUGGUGCUCCAGACCUCAGGCCAGGAGCCCAGCCCCGGGUCUGGAGGGAGGGGAUGGCCAGACGGAGCUCAUCCUGUCCCCGCAGAUGGCCGAGGCAGAAGCAGUGCAGCUGAAGGAGGAGGGCAACCGGCAUUUCCAGCGCCAGGACUACAAGGCCGCAGCAAAGAGCUAUAGCCAAGCCCUGAAGCUGACCAAGGAUAAGGCCCUCCUGGCCACGCUCUAUCGGAACCGGGCAGCCUGUGGCCUGAAAACGGAGAGCUAUGUUCAGGCGGCUUCAGAUGCCUCAAGAGCCAUCGACAUCAACUCCUCGGACAUCAAGGCUCUGUAUCGGCGAUGCCAGGCACUGGAGCACCUGGGGAAGUUGGCCCAGGCCUUCAAGGAUGUGCAAUGCUGUGCCACCCUGGAGCCACGGAACCAAAACUUCCAGGAGACGCUGAGGAGGCUCAACACCAGCAUCCAGGAGAAGCUCCGUGUGCAGUUCUCCACAGACUCGAGGGUACAGAAGAUGUUUGAGAUUCUCCUGGAUGGAAACAGUAAAGCUGAUAAGCUGGAGAAGGCGGCCAACAACCUCAUUGUUCUCAGCCGUGAGGAAGCAGGGGCCGAGAGGAUCUUCCAGAACAACGGUGUGGCCCUGUUGCGGCAGCUUUUGGACACUAAGAGGCCUGAGCUGAUGUUGGCUGCAGUACGGACCCUGUCGGGCAUGUGUAGUGGCCACCGAGCUAGGGCCACAGCGAUUCUCCAUGCAGUCCGGAUAGACCGAAUCUGCAGCCUCAUGGCCGUGGAGAAUGAAGAGCUGCCUCUGACCGUCUGCAACCUGCUCCAGGCCAUCAUCGACGCUCUGUCAGGGGAGGACAAGCGAGAGCAUCGAGGGAAGGAAGAGGCCCUGGUUCUGGACACUAAGAAGGACCUGAAGCAGAUCACCAACCACCUGCUUGACAUGCUGGUCAGUAAGAAGGUGUCUGGCCAGGGCAGGGAUCAGGCCCUGAACCUGCUCAAUAAGAACGUCCCCAGGAAGGACCUCGCCAUUCACGACAACUCACGUACCAUCUAUGUGGUGGAUAACGGCCUGAGGAAGAUCCUGAAGGUAGUGGGGCAGGUUCCAGAUCUGCCGUCCUGCUUGCCCCUGACUGACAACACCCGAAUGCUGGCCUCUAUCCUCAUCAACAAGCUCUAUGACGAUCUGCGCUGUGACCCGGAGCGUGAUCACUUCCGCAAGAUCUGCGAGGAGUACAUCACGGGCAAGUUUGACCCCCAGGACAUGGACAAGAAUGUGAUUGCCAUCCAGACGGUGUCAGGGAUCCUGCAGGGCCCCUUUGACCUGGGCAAUCAGCUGCUGGGACUGAAAGGAGUUAUGGAGAUGAUGGUGGCUCUGUGCGGCUCAGAGCGUGAAGCAGACCAGCUGGUGGCCGUGGAGGCCCUCAUCCAUGCCUCCACCAAGCUCAGCCGUGCCACAUUCAUCAUCACCAACGGCGUGUCACUGCUCAAAGAGAUCUACAAGACCACCAAAAACGAGAAGAUCAAGAUCCGCACACUGGUGGGACUCUGUAAACUUGGCUCUGCUGGCGGCACAGACUAUGGUCUCAGGCAGUUUGCAGAAGGGUCGACAGAGAAGCUGGCCAAACAGUGCCGCAAGUGGCUGUGCAACACGUCCACAGAUACCCGGACCCGGCGAUGGGCAGCGGAGGGCCUGGCCUACCUCACGCUGGACGCCGACGUGAAGGAUGACUUUGUUCAGGACAUCCCUGCCCUGCAGGCCAUGUUGGAGCUGGCCAAGGCGAGUACCCCUGACAAGACCAUCCUGUACUCGGUGGCCACCACCCUGGUGAACUGUACCAACAGCUACGACGUCAAUGAGGUCAUCCCAGAGCUGGUGCAGCUGGCCAAGUUCUCCAAGCAGCACGUGCCCGAGGAGCACCCCAAGGACAAGAAGGACUUUGUGGACAUGCGGGUGAAGCGGCUUCUGAAGGCCGGUGUCAUCUCAGUGCUGGCCUGCAUGGUGAAAGCCGACAAUGCCAUCCUCACUGACCAGACCAAAGAGUUGCUGGCCAGGGUAUUCCUGGCACUGUGUGACAACCCAAAGGACCGAGGUACCAUCGUGGCUCAAGGUGGUGGCAAGGCCCUGAUUCCCCUGGCUUUGGAGGGCACAGACGUGGGCAAGGUGAAGGCAGCCCAUGCUCUAGCGAAGAUCGCUGCAGUCUCCAAUCCGGACAUCGCCUUCCCUGGGGAGCGGGUGUACGAAGUAGUGCGGCCCCUUGUGAGUCUCCUCAACACACAGAGGGAUGGGCUCCAGAACUAUGAGGCUCUCCUAGGCCUCACCAACCUGUCUGAGCGGAGUGACAAACUCCGGCAGAAGAUCUUUAAGGAGAAGGCCUUGCCAGAUAUUGAGAACUACAUGUUUGAGAACCAUGACCAGCUGCGGCAGGCAGCCACAGAGUGCAUGUGCAACAUGGUGGUGAACAAGGAGGUACAGGAGAGGUUCCUGGCUGAUGGGAAUGACCGGCUGAAGCUGGUGGUGCUGCUCUGCGGAGAGGAUGAUGACAAGGUGCAGAAUGCGGCUGCGGGGGCCCUGGCCAUGCUGACAGCAGCACAUAAGAAACUGUGCUUCAAGAUGACUCAAGUGACGACUCAGUGGUUGGAGAUACUACAGCGGCUUUGCUUGCACGACCGGCUGUCAGUUCAACACCGGGGCCUGGUCAUUGCCUACAACCUGCUGGCGGCUGAUGCUGAGCUGGCCAAGAAGCUGGUGGAGAGUGAGUUGCUGGAGAUCCUGACUGUGGUGGGCAAACAAGAGCCGGAUGAGAAGAGGGCAGCAGUGGUUCAGACAGCUCGGGAAUGUCUCAUCAAAUGCAUGGAUUAUGGCUUCAUUAAACCAGUGUCUUAGACAGGGCCCAGAGGGAUGCUGGGGCUGCUCCUGUUCUGUGCAGAGUUCUGAGCUAAGAACUCACUCCUGGGGUGUCAGUUCAGCUAGGGAUCAUAGCAGCGACAACGAAGUCUCCAUAUAAAAGAAGGACUUGAUUGUCCCCUGAGUUGUGAAUCUCCCCCUUUGCUCUAGGAAAGUUUGCAUGUUUCAUUAGCUCUCUUGUUCCUUACAUCUGUCAUGUUCCCAAAAUUCCUAGAAUAAUUUUCAUCUGUGAUUAGGAAGACAGGUUGGAUAAUUCUCUCUGUACCCAUUCCAAAGUCCAGGAUAAUGGGCUGAAGUUCUUUAUGUUUUGGAAAAUGGAUUGUGUGGUAAAGUAGGAACUAACAGGUGUGUGAAUAUAAACGUUAGUGCUGGUGUAUCUGGAUGCUGAUCUGUGCUGUUUUUUAUAUCGUCUCUCCCAUGCUGUUUGAAUAAGGCUGCCUAGAACUGCAUGUUUCAGCUGUAGUGCCCUGUCCCAGCCCCAUGUCCAUUCCCAUCACUGGAAGUACAGUUUAUGUUCAAGAGUAUGACAUGAUUUUUGCAAUCUGCUUGGGGCAAUCUUCUAAGCAAGAUGUAUGUGAUGAAUAUAAAUAAGAUUGACUCAUAGUACUUUAAGCAAAAAAAAAAAGAAUUCAUUGGUUCAUAUAUCUUGUCAAUGCAGGGAAAGGUCUGACAUUGUUAGAACCAGGGCUCAAAUGUUGUCAUCAAUAUUCUUUUCCGUGUGAGGACUUUUAUCUCUCUGUCAUCCCCCGUGUCAUAUCUUGGUUUUAAUUUCCUCUGGGCUGGGCUUAAUUUCUGGCAAGCUCUUUUCAUGUGGUGGGAAAGAUAGUGCCCAGAAGCUCCAGACUUCCAUGUUUGUUUGUUUUUUUGCCCGUGGUUUGUGGGAUUUUAGUUCCCCGACCAGGGAUCGAACCCUGGCCCUCAGCAGUGAAAGUAAGGUGUCCUAACCACUGGACCGCCAGGGAAUUCCCACAUAGUUGUUAUAGCUCAUAAUCAUGGAAGAGAAGAGAGAGGACCAUUCUUAAUAACCCAUCAAAAUUCCCAGAGAUAACUCUGAUAUGUGUAGCUUGUAUCACAUUUCCAUAUAUCACAUCAACAGCAUGAAGAAGAAAAAUAAUAUGAUUAUUUCAAUAGAUGCAGGGAAGACAUUUGAUAAAAUUAAACAACUCAUGAUAAAAAAUUCCAGUAAACUAAAAUUAGGAGACUUCAUUAGUCUGAUAAAGAUUAUCUACAUAAAGGCUACAGCCUAAAUGAUAUCUAAUGAUCCCCCUGAGAUUAAGAAUGAGACACGGGACGUCCCUGGUGGCGCAGUGGUUAAGAAUCCUCCUGCCAAUGCAGGGGACACAGGUUCAAUCCCUGGUCCAGGAAGAUCCCACAUACCAUGGAGCA